UCUGCAUCAAAAUGAAGGAAUUAUUAGAUGACGACUCCAGCAAUGAAGAAGUGAUCCCGAUUCCUGUUCAAAUAUUUCUUUGGAGACAAACAACACCCUUCGUACGUCCAAGACUUGGGAAGGUUCAUGAUGCGUCAUGUAUGUUUUGUCAACGAGCACCAGGCCAUCAUGAACUGAAAGAAGCUUGUAAGUCAUUUGAAAAAGUACUGGUUCAAAACUUACGCUUCGGAUUAUCCGUCAGCUUAACCGAUGCAAUAGAGUCGAUACCGAGAUGGCGUCUGAUUCAAGCUGCACUGCCUCAUGUGAUGCAUGCAUUGGCUGCAUUACUACACAACAGGAUAAAGGACAACAUGCAAUCAUUAGGAAAUGUAGAGACAAAGCUUCUCUACACAUUGCACUGGAUCCUACUUGAUGCAUCAGAUGAAUGUGCCGACAAUGAUUAUGAAAAUGAUAAAUUUUAUUCCAACCCUUUCUAUUAUUUAUUCUCUAUACCUGCCAUAACUCUGUUUGUGUUCCUGUUUGCACCAAUAUCACAACACUUGAAGGAAUCGGAUUUCACUAACAAUUAUAGAUUGGAAAAUGGUUUAAAAAUGUGGCAGGCUCUGUGGGAGUUUAGACAUCCUGAUGCCGCAUGCUUUACCACUUUAGUCAAACCUAAACCAAGAUCUUUUGGUGGUAAAUAUUCAAAAAGAACUCAACCUGAAGAUGUUUUUCUGGGCCGUAAAUUUUCCAAAGAAGAAGGGGGUAAUAGUGGAAGUCCUCCAAGUCAAAAUAUAUCAGUUUCUCAAUCAGAUAUACCAUCUAAACAAGCAAGUACAGAGGAGGAACCGUGGGUCUCCUCACCGAAAGAUACUAUCUUUCCGGAAACCAUUCCCGAAGAGAGCUCCAGUACUGAAGAAGAACAUGUUUUCAUUUACCGCUUACCAUCAGAACAGAACUACAGCGGCCCAUACAAGGAGGUGUAUACUGUAUAUGCGGCCGAUCCCAGUUUGUUUCAAGUCCGUAAACCAGACAACAUGAAGCCUACACUGCCGGGGAUAAAACCGUUGCCACAGAUAACUAAAAUGAGUUCUUCAGAUAAAGAGUCCCUGUCUGAUAGCGGCGGCUGCCCGCCCAUGAAGGGGACGCCCACUUCUGCGGAGAAAGCUCCUUCGGCCAAACAAGGGAAUGUAUCAGCCGCUACAUUUUUGGAUGUUGCAACACUAAGAUGUUUAUUUACAACCCAGUGGCAAGAAGAGGGCGUCUAUUGGGCUCUUUAUUAUAUAUACAAUAGGUUGCGUGACAUUUGUGAUGAUGUGUCCAAACAAAUUCCACCAAGAAAAAGAAGCAACUCUCUGCCUAUCCCAAAAAUAGAAGUAUCUGUUUACCAGAGUCCGGAUAUAAAAGAGCACGAUUCAUUAAAAAAUUUCAUGGAAGUCCCGGAUUCCAAAGAAAUCUCACCAAUAACAGAGAUACCAUUUGCAUCUGUGCCGAAAGUUGAAGAAGAAAAUGUAAUGACAAGAAGAGCAAGCGAAAAAGUGAAACGGAAAAUGAAAAUGGCCGAUUUGAAAGCAUUCGUUGAAACAAAACUGCUUUCGAAAUCCGAGAAAGCCUUGGAAAAGAUUGGUCAUGAAGAACACAAAUUUAGUUUUCAUACAGCAGUAAGAAUGAUAUCUGAAUAUCACAGGAGUUUGGACAAUGCAGAUGACAGGCCGAAUUCAGCUUUGGCUACUAAUUUCCAAGCAAUAACUCCGCGCCUUACUGGAGAUUUACUGCCCUGUAAUCUCAUCAAAGGCAAAAGUAUGCCAAGUCUUAGCUGUUUGAUCGAUGAGCUAGCGUCUAAUGGAUAUAUUGGCGAAGUGAAAACGGAACGCACUCACGGACAGACGACUGCAACACAGAGCAAUGUCCUCAAGAAGAAGAACCCAAUCAUUACUGUGACUGAGCACACGCCAACGCCCUCUCCAGACUACCUUUCCAAAACUAGACAGGGUUCGAUGGAAUCUCAAUUAGACUCUAUAAGUAUGCAGGGGUCCCAGCACAUGCCCACCCCCGAGCGCAAGCCGAGUCUCACACGCUCGCAAACAGACUCCAAUAUAACGUACAUUUUGGAGGAGAUACAAGAGGCCGCUGGAUCCAAGUAUUACAUCACUAAAGACGGUGAUAUUGAUCUACAGAUCAUUCUUAAGGCAGUUUAUUCCGUAUCGACUAUGGAUAGUUAUUACAUCACGGUGCGAGUGAUGGAGGUAAUGUUAAACUUGGUGGACACGCUGAUGGAGGUCGGAGUUCACAAGAAUUGGCAAACAGAUGGCACUAAAGAGGCACAACCAGAGACAAUUGACCCAUUAUCGGAAUUCGUUAAAGAUAAAGACAGCAAGGAAAGGGAUUCAGGUAUCCCAUGCGCCCCCAGUCAAGAAUCCACUAAUGUUGAAGGAGGGGAGAGCAAGGAAAAGAUAAAGGAGGAGGAGAAUUUCGAUUGUCCCUACUAUAUGAUAAUGCACAUUAUUCUAAGGUUACUGAGACAAUUGGGAUGUUCUCAUGGUUGCACGUCAGCGCUGCGCGGGCCGCAGGCGGAGUGCCUCAGAGUGCAAGCUCGCAACUCGCUCAGACAACUCAGGACUGCCAAUAUAUCCAAGUUUAACCUACGUAUCCGAGAGAUGACCAAAUUCGCACCAAUUAGAGAAGUUUUGGAUAAUUUACAUGCGACUAUCGGCUUUUGUGCGGAGCCAUCUAAUAUGGUAUCGCCAAUGAAUCAACAGAAACGUAAUUUCGCAAAAUCUCCAGAUAUAAGCCACUUACAAGCCGGGUAUGCUACGAACUUUGGCACAGGACAGAAUGCCAACACGCACAGAGCUAUAGAGAACUUUGUUAUAGAGGCUACCUUCAGAGUGCUCGUCACAAGAUUCGCUUUGAUGCAUAAGGAAUUGAAGAUGCUCGACAAUUCCGCUCUUUAUAUGGAAGUGCGUCUACUACUAAGCUAUGUGAAAGAAGCGCACGGCAGCGAGUUCCGGCUGGUGGCGCUGAGCUACAGUGAUACUGCAACAAAAAAGAGUCAAAAUCACCAGCAUGUAAAUAACAUACUUUUAUGUUAUAGAGCUCGAAAACGCGUCGAGGACAGACUAAAUAGAUUUGGACUUCGUAAGAUGGGGAAGAAAAGAGAUGGGAGCAUUGAAGAAUCGUCUGGGGGAUACAUGUCUCGUCGCGGGUCCCUGGAGGGCGGGUCCGGGGGCGGGGAGUCGGAGGUGGUGGUGCUGAAGCGGCGGCGGCUGGUGUGCGCCGCGCCGCUCUACGCGGGACUCGCUCGACUCAACUUCUUGUUGGACGCCACGCAGCCUGGGGCCACGCCUGACGCGCUCUUUAUUGCUGCUUUACUGGACUUGCCGUUCACAGUGGUGGUGGCGCGCGCCUCGGUGCUGUUGGAAUGCGCACAUUUAGUACACAAUUGUAAUAAAGGCCAGUGGCCGCAUUGGCUUAAGUCGAAUAUGGUCAAAAAUUCAAUGUCAGCCAGUCCUCAGCUUAGAAGAAGACUCGCUGGAAAAUUAUUUUACCAAUGGGCUGAAGCGAUUGGAAAUAGAUUAGAAGAGAUGUUAAAUGAAGAUAAAAAGCACCUUGACACUGUGGUCUCCUUGGUGACUGACCCCGAUGGUCAGAGGGAACUUUUACAGCAAGACGAAGAGGAAGAUUUUCUUGAUGAAGCAAGUAUACGCCUUCCUGGAAAGACGAUCGGAGCCGAAUGUCCUCGAGCGCUAAGAUUAGUAGCUUGCGUAUUACUAUUUGAAAUAACCGCUUUCCUACGCGAAACCUACCAAAACCUACCGAAAUCCAGCCGCUCCUCGCUAAAGGAACGCGGCCCUUGGGACAGGGUUUACAGGGAAGCCAAUCGUCGUUGGAGCAUGGCUCUAUCGAGUAUGGGACAUUCUCAAGCGUCCGCACAAAGCCUGCAGUCAAUCGCCGGCGCUGAAACUGAAAGGAAAAUAUCAUUUGUACUACAUGAACCUGAAAAUGUGUCCGGCGGGAGCAAUGUUACGCUAGCUGAUGCGAUACCGAGUACAGCACUGGAGGACAAGAAGGGCCGGCUGGGGUCCCGCGGCAAGGCGCCCAUGCACCGCCGCAACACGCAGCAGACGCACUCCGCGUACGGCUCCUUCAAACGAAGAUCUAUUAAAUUGCGACAGAAAGAUACCAGAGAAGUCGAUGAUUUCAUAACACGAAGAUCAGAUUCAAUACAAAGCAGACGUAAAGUUUCUUCAUUAUCCGAUAGAAGUGAUACAUCCGAUGUUUUCCCUGGUACAGGUACAGUAAUAAUGGCGAACGAGCUGGACAGCGGCGGCGAGGAGAGCCCGGGCGUGCUGUCGGACGACCACGAGCCGCCGCCCGACAGCCCCGACAGCAACUCUACUGACCCCCCCGACAACAACAAGGGAUUCCCUUGGCUUAAGGUGAUGGUGAAGUUUUUGAAUUCCUUUAACUACGUGUGCUGCCAUCAAAACUUCUGUCACCCGUACUGCUUCCGACGGAAUAUGAGAGCUACCGUUCGUCUCAUGAAGUCUGUGCAGAAGAUUUACGGCGAGAAGUUCGGUCCGGAGACGAGCAGUGCGAGCAGCGAGGAGUGCGCGGGCGGGGCGCGGCGCGGCCGGCGCGCGCGCAAGCCCUCCGACCACCUCACCGAUAGGAUCGAUCGGUCCGUGAUAGAGACGGCGGGGCUGGCGUACCGCGCGGCGGGCGUGGAGCACACGCUGGGCGGCGCCGAGCCCGCGCCCGCCGCGCCCGGCUCGCUGCCCUACCCGCCCGCAGACACGCCGCACAUACUCAAGUAUCUCAAGGGACAAGUGCGCGAGGCGUACCACAUGCCGCUGGCGACGCUGGUGAAGGGCGCGACGACGCUGAGCGAGGAGAUGUUCGGCGAGGUGGCGCCGGUGGCGUGGCGGCUGCUGGUCGCCGCCGCGCUCUUCAUCCUGGUGGCGGUGCGCGCGCCGCACGUCGCCACCGACAUCAUGCACAACGACCUCAAGCACUGCGACCCUGGAGUCAGGAUCAACGCGAUCCUACGCUUCCAAGUGAUAUGGAAGCUUCGUUACCAAGUGUGGCCCCGUAUGGAGGAGAGCGCCUCCGUCACAUUCAAGGUUCCUCCUCCGGGAAUAGAGUUCACGUUGCCCUCGCCAAAGAUCGGCAUCGAGUCGCUGGCGGUUGUCGACCCACCCUGGAGUCCGCAGGUCAAAGACAAGGAUAUGGAAAUGACGCUCAAUCAAGAAAGACAUCGUUCGCUAGUAACAGCCACAAAGACUCGCAAGAAGCAGCAGACGGAGGCAAUGAAGCGCGCGCUGCAGCAGCGCAACGACAAGAAGAAGGCGGAGCGCGAGAGCUUCCUCAUCACCACGAUCCCCAUCACGCGCCAGGCCGCCCGCGAGCCCGCGCUCGACCACGUGCCGGACGACCAUGUCGAACCGGCGGCGGACGAGGAGGUGGUGGAGGGCGUGCGCGGCUCGCACCACGCGCAGGUGGCGGCGCCGCUCUUCCCCUCCGCGCUGUGCUCCGCCGUCGCCGAGAUCGUGGCGCUGCUAGACGACGCUGCAGUCUCGCGGGACGGCUGCUCCGUCUAUGAAGUCGCAUAUCAGUGUAUCUGGGGCUGUCUUGUGGAGGACUCUGCACUUUUCCUGCGUCACGUCCUAGAACGUUUAACACGAGACCAUCAGGAUGAGAUGUUCAAGUUGCUGCGACAUCUUAUCCGGUUCAUCCCGCGCCUGCCGCAGCAAGCCGCCUUCGCACUCUAUAACUAUAUUAUCGGAUACGUAAUGUUCUACGUACGCACUCCACAUGAAGACGGACAGAGACUUAUUGGAGCCGCCUUAUCUAUACUAUGGAUGGUCGUUCACAGUGUACAUGGUAUAAUGUUCAAAGACCUUAAACAGAUUUUACGAAAAGAACAAUGCGACGCAUCGAUAUUACUUACAGCUAAUGUACCUGCUGCUAAGAAAAUUAUUGUACACGGCCCAUCUGACAACGAAGGCAGCAUACCGUCACAGUUCCCAGUGCAAGAAGACACCCAGUUCUGUCAAAUUUUGAGAGAAUCUUUAGAUUUCUUUAGUAUACCAGAUAAAUUGCACGAUGAAUACUUUUUAGUCGACUUCAAAACACGUCAGAUCCAUAAUCCACAAAGUUACGUACGGGACCAUUAUUUCUUCAAACGUUCUCAGUAUCCACAGUUAGGGCUGGUUCACAUGGAGCCUGAGGAAGCGUUCCAUAAACUACAACAACAAGAAUUACUGCAAAAAUUUGUUGAAAUCGGCAAAGUGCUUCUUACUUGGGCUAUUUUGAAAAACGUCGACAUGGUGGUGCAACGAGUAGUAUUCCUGCACGACGAGCUGAUGAAACUACCUUCAUUCCCUCGCAAGGCUUUAGAGGCGGAUCUCGACUUGUACAGCCGAGGGAAACUGGGCUCUACCUUACUCGGCCUCGAUGUCUUACAUAAAUUCAUGUGGGUGCGUCUGAUCGCGCGCAUGUUCGAGGCGAUGGCGGGCAACUUCACCUCCUCCCGCGACAUCCACCUCUUCCUCAACGUGCUGAACGGCGCGCUCAUGCUGCACAGCGAGGACUCCCUCAUACUCCGAUACGUCAUCGCCACAUACGUCAACGCCGCCUUCAACUUUAAGAGUAUUUUCUCUACUAAUGGAUACUUGUUAAUAAUGCCAACGCUCCUACAAAUAUAUUCUAACUUCCAAACGAACAAACUGGUCACAACCACAAUAGAGUAUGCGGUCAAACAGUUUUACUUAUUGAACAGAAAACCAUUUAUUUUACAAAUGUUCGGCUCCGUGUCGGCCAUCUUGGAUACAGAUGAAGAAGCUACCUAUGGCGAUGCGAGUAAAGUACAAUCAAGUUGUCUAUUUAACUUAUUACUAAGUUUAGAAACGCCGUCACCUGAUCCCUUGCACAUAGCGGAGCUAAUUAAAGAAGAGAAACCUCUCAAACCUAUAGACUUCUGUUACCGCGACGAGGAUGAAAUGGUCAACGUUUUGGACUGCAUUAGUCUUUGCGUUAUGGUGGUUUCUUACUCAGCUGAGAGUAUGCGUGGAUAUCAAAUGCUUAUAAUAUUAGAGGCGAUCCUUCCAUGCUAUGUGAAACAAAUUCAACUACCGACGUAUAACAGAGAAGGAAAAACUGAGAAAGAAAUCAUACAACAAUUAGCAAUAGCUAUUAAAACGCUUGUCAAUAACUGUGAGGGAUUAUCGAAGUCGUACAACGGGCCGUACCGCACGUCGCCGGAGCACAAGGGGUCGUCGCAGCGCGGCUGCGCGCGGCCCGCCUUUGUGCCGCUCGACCUGCUGGACGACGAGUCGCACUCGCGCUACGUCAGCGAGCACGCGCGUCUGCCGCCCCCCGACACUGAAGACUCCGAGCUGGUGCGCGCGGAGUACCGGCGGCCGCGCGACGUGCUGCUGUCGCUGGUGGGCGAGUUCGUGGGGCGCGCCGGCUCGCGCCUGCUCGACCUCAACGGCUCCAAGGGCAGCGGCGGCAGCGAGGGCAAGCCCCUCGAGCUGCUCGACUCCAAGUCGCACGCCCGCCUCGCGGAGAUCGCACACUCGCUGCUGAAGGUGUCUCCCUACGACCCGGAGUCGAUGGGGUGCCGCGGGCUGCAGCGCUACAUGACGCUGGUGCUGCCCGCCGCCGAGUGGGCCGACAUGGACCUGCGGCCCUCGCUCACCAUCAUACUGCGCAGGCUCGACAAGGUCUUCCUCAAGAUCGCUAAGAAGCCCAGCAUAAGGAGAAAUACAGAUUGGGAUUCUGCGGCUGUAUUGUUGAAAGGAGUAUACGAAACUAUGGUUAGAUGUCCUUACAUUAUGCACUGGCAACAAGUCAAGACUCUACUCAAUACCGUACAAGCGUUGAUAGUGUCCGAGAGCAGUAUGGGUGAGAACCUGUCUUCAGCGACGGCAGCGCUGAUGUCGCAGCCGCCGCCGCCGCACUUCUGCAGCACCGUGGUGCGCCUCAUAGCGCUGCAGGUCAUCAACACUGGGGAUAGCUAUUCAUUGGAGCAGAUGUGCGGAGGUACUGCGAUAUUUCCUUCGGGCGAGAAAACUGAGAAUAUGCUUAUGAAUCUUCUAAUGCCGCUUUGCUUGCGAGUCGGUAGCGGCAGAAAGGACGUGCCGCCGCUGCGGCAGUCGGACGUGUCGUACGUGGUGUCGGCGGUGCUGAGCGCGCUGUGCCCGCCCGCGCCGCCCGGACAGCUCGCCGCCGUCAACGCCAAGCUCAACGCGGCCGACGCACGCGCCAACUCGCUCACCUUCACCGGCAGCCGCGACAUCCGCAACACCACCAGGCUCUCCAACCAGCUCUACAGGAUCGCCUUCUUAGCUCUGAAGGUGAUCUGCGCGUGCUUCACGAGCGAGCUGUGCUGCGAGUGGGGGCGCAUCGCGCGCGCCAUGCGCGAGCUGGGCCGCCGCAACGAGGCCGCGCACCACCUCUGGGACUUCCUGGAGCACGUCGUCACCUACCGCACGCCGCUCUACGUGCUGCUGCAGCCCUUCAUCGUGCACAAGCUAUCUCAACCACCUAUCGGUGACCACGAGCGGCACAUGCAGUUCGUGGUGCGCGAGCGUGCUCGCGGCCUCAAGCUGCCGGCGGGGCGCGCGCGCGGCGCACUGCUCGCCGAACUUGCUCGCGAGCUGCGCACAAUGCGCGAUACACACGAUCACUACAAAUUCGAGCAGAUAGCGGAGAGCCUGGGCGCGGCGGGCGGCAAGCGCGCCUCGGAGGCCAUCCCGCGCGGCGACAAGCAGCAGCAGCACCGGCCCUCGCUCAUCUCCAUGCUGGUGGGGCGCGCCGGCCCGCCGCGCACUCCGGACCACCCCGCCACGCUCGCCGCGCAGAGAGAAUCAGUAUCGAGCAGUUCAACGACGAGCCAGCAGUUGCCGCCCUACGAGUUCCCGUGUCCUGCGGCCGGCCGCCACAGCGACACCAGCAAUAACAACGGCAGCUUACACUCACAAAUAGGGGUGACCGCUUACUUCGCUAAUGAGACCAAGCCCGCGGGCGCGGUGGCGUACGCGGGCACGCAGACCAAGCUGCGCUUCGUGUCCUCCGUCGAGUUCAAACUUACAUCAGGCGAGACAACAAUGUCCCCCUUGUCACCGUUGUCGACGGGCGAGGGGGAGGGCGAGGGCGAGGGCGAGGCGUCGUGCGAGGAGGGCGAGGAGCGGCCGCGACUGCAGCGCGCGCACGGACCCUCCAAGAAGACAUUCAAAUUCCGUCGCAGCAGACACGCCAGCAAACCCGAUACGUGCCCGCGGCGCGCGGAGUGGACCAGCCCGCUGCUGCUGCCGCCCGCCGCGCCCGCAGACAGCUCCUACGACAGCGAGAUCUCGCAGACCUCCUCCACCUCAGGAUACAGGGAGAGCUACAGCCUGCAGGCGUCGAUGUCCGAGUCUCCGGGCGGGUCGGUGCGCGCGGCGCUCGCCUCGCCCGAGCCGCGCUCGCAGCGCACCGCCUCCGCCUCCACCUCCGCCACGCCGCACGCCAGCCCCGACGCAUCUCUGAGCUGCGACUCGUCGUCAGCGGAGCGCACGGCGCUGCUGGGCGCGGCCAGCCAGCGCAGCCUGCUCACUGGCGAGCUGCGCGACGAGGACACGCUCUUGUAACAUUCAAACUACAAAUAUAAGGAGUGAUAACUGCAUAUGUUAUAAAAUAAAAAAAAACUUUACACAUGUUUAAUAAAAUUGCGCAAAAUCUCCCAUACAACUAACCCUAAACAUUCAGACGCAAUUUUUUUUCGUAAUUGUCAUUGUAUGACAAUGAUAAUACAUAGUUCCAUAUUAAAAACUUGUGUCAACUCAAGACUACACUAUAGGGGCUUGUACUAAUGCAGCAAAUUCUAGGUUAGUUCAAAACAUCCUUUUAUCUAUUCUGUAUUGGUCAAACUUUACUAAUAAAGUAAAUCGAUUGCAGAGUUAUCUUAGUUGGACUUUAUCUCAGUAUCUAUUAAAUAGAAUAUUAAAUGUUAGUUGUGUGAAUUAUUUUAAUAGUGUUAUAGAAUAGAAAUUGAGGAUAAUAUACUGUUACUACUUAGUACAAUUUUGUAUUAAUUUUCUGAAUUUUAACCCCACGGUAACGGUUUUUA
Papilio polytes (common Mormon) is the source of this 10093-nucleotide messenger RNA. RefSeq names its product protein unc-80 homolog (gene unc80). Gene Ontology annotation, molecular function: monoatomic cation channel activity. NCBI's taxonomy places the organism in Eukaryota, Metazoa, Arthropoda, Insecta, Lepidoptera, Papilionidae. Gene Ontology annotation, cellular component: axon; cation channel complex. Gene Ontology annotation, biological process: monoatomic cation homeostasis. The record is from RefSeq and is a predicted model, not a curated record.